Molecule: messenger RNA, 1645 nt
Organism: Caenorhabditis auriculariae
Lineage: Eukaryota; Metazoa; Nematoda; Chromadorea; Rhabditida; Rhabditidae
Source: the annotation of a GenBank genome assembly
AUGGCGGUUGAAUUGAACACGUGGCAAGGACCGCGAACGCACACGCUACGCGUCCCGCCCCUUGCCCCGCCUUUCUCGCCUUUCAAGUCGGGAAACAUUGACUAUAUCUCAACGUCGAAAAAAAGGCCGGAAGUUAUACAAAAAAAAAACUGUUUUUGAGCCUUCGUUAUUCAAACAAAUAUUUGGACAGCUUGCCUCACGUAAUUUGACAAGGCAUUCUUUUUCCAACCUAUUUGAUUCUUUUUUUCUUUUAUCUUUCUUCUCGGACAUUGGUAACGCGGAACGGACGUGCUUCGGACCAGACUUGUGCGUCAGGCCGGGCUUCGAAUAAAAUUUAAAGUUUCAUUAAAAAUAUUUUCACCGAAAAAUUCUUUUUACUUUUAAAAAUCAUAGUUUUUGUUGAACCCUAACUAGGGAACGUUUUUUACCCCCCGGUAGAACUUCUGCUGGGACUUCGCUGAAGUGUACUUUAGGACCUCCUGAUUCCAGAACAAGAAGGACAUUUCUCGUUUUCGAGUUAAGGCACUUAAAAGGCCCGAAAUAGCGCUUUUUUGGCCUAAUUUGCGUAUUUUUCACACUUUGAUGCUCUAUAACUCGGAAACAAGAUCUAUUGCGAGAAAUUUUUGUCUUGAUCUGCAAUCAGGGGGUCCUAAAGUACACUUCAGCAAAGUUUCAGCAAUAGUUCAACCAGGGGGUAAAAAACGUUCCCUGGUAAGUGGAAAAAAAAAGAAAAAAAGUGAAUGUUGUCGUAAAAAAAAAACUAUAAUAAGGAUUCAUAAAUAUGAAUGAGAUUGAUAGAUAGGAAGAAGAAAUUUUUAAAAAAAGCCUUGUAUGGCGGAUUUUUUAAUAAUUUUUUCAAACAAGUCGGGAUCGAAAUAAUGUUGCAACAAGAACAAAGUACAAAUAGAUAGAUAAUAUUUUUAAUAAGUCUCGAAAAAAAUCAUCAAAAAACUAGAAAAAAAUAAUGUUAUUCAGAUUAUUCAUAGUAUAAAAUUUUCGAACUGCAUCAGCAAAUCCAAUUUGGCUUUCAGUUAGGCUAAUUAUUUUUCUACAAAAAGACAAAAAUAUACAAAACCGUGGAAAAAAAAACUAAAGAGGCCAAAAAUUGAAAACUUUAGACUUAUCUGUACCUUUUGCGUGACCCAAAGUUUUAUUCAAAAUAAAAAUUCAUUCUCUGCAAAAAAACGUGAACUUCGUGGCAAGGUGUCAUUUUCCUGAUAUCGAAAAAAUUAACACGUACAAAAAACCACGUGGCAAGAUUUCAUUUCUUCUCAUUUGACCUGGGUUCAAUUAUCAUUCUUGCUUCGCUUAAGCCUUAAGGCUCCGUCUAGCUCCUGAAGUCAACGUCAAGAUGAGUUUUGAACCUCUAUAAAACUUUUUAAAUUCCAAAAAUAAUUUUUCUAUGUUGUAAGCGCUAGUAGAUUAGGCCCGUGAGACUCCCGGAGUGCCGAUCCUCUUUGCUUGCGAACUGGAUACGCAAAGUCACGCCGAAGCCCAUUCCUGUGGCCGAGGCACAAACUGUUGGCAGCGCGAGGCUGACAAAGCGAUGAUGGGACCCCCGCGGAAAAUGCCGUCACGGCUUUCGGCGUCUAGGAAUUCUAGUUAUGACAAGGCCGAGCGGAGCUCUAGCGCACCGCCUAGUUAG